UCACAGAAAACUAACACCAAAGUGAAAAAAGUAAAGAAAAAACAAAGGAAAGACCAACAGAAUCGCACACUCCCCAGCUCCUUCAAUCACAGUCCUCCCACACAGAAGAAGAAGGAAAAGCGCGGGAGGAGAUGCUAGCAUCGUUAGCUUGUCGUUGGAAAACGCUGGUGUUUCGUGAGGACGUUUGUGAGUUUUUUCAGACAGAAAGGGGGAUACGUGGUUGGUUUCCGAACUCUCAGCAAAUUUCAAAGUGCCAUAAAAACAACGUUGCUGUGGUUAUCGGAGCUGCAGCGAAGGGGACGGCGGUGUUUGUGUGAGUUUAGGCUGAAGAUCAGAGCGGUUGCAGUAACCAUGUCUUCACUUCAGUCUCUGAGAGAACUGAUCAGGGAGAGACUAGCUGCUGCUGCAGAAGAAAUCUUCCGACUCUGUGAAGGAACUAUCCUCCAGUACGAGCAGGAGCUGUGUCGUCAGCGCAGACUGCUGGAUCUCAUCUGGAAACCACAGGUUCAGCUGCACGAUAUAGACCCUGCCCAACAUUUUCUGGAUAACCAUGAGAUAACAAUACACAAUUCCCACUCUUGUGUGAAGCAGGAGGAACCAGAACAGCAACAGGACAAGCAAGAGCAACAGAACUCUCCUCAAAUUGAAGAGGAGCAAGAAGAACUCUGCAUCAGUCAGGAUGAAGAGCAACUUGAUCUACAACAGGACAAGCCAAAGCAACAGAACUCUCCUCAAAUUGAAGAGGAGCAAGUAGAACUCUGCAUCAGUCAGGAUGAAGAGCAACUUGAUAUGAUACAGGAGGAACCAGAACAGCAACAGGACAAGCCAAAGCAACAGAACUCUCCUCAAAUUGAAGAGGAGCAAGAACAACUCUGCAUCAGUCAGGAUGAAGAGCAACUUAAUCUGAUACAGGAGGAACCAGAACAGCAACAGGACAAGCCAAAGCAACAGAACUCUCCUCAAAUUGAAGAGGAGCAAGUAGAACUCUCCAUUAGUCAGGAUGAAGAGCAACUUGAUCUGAUACAGGAGGCUGGUACCUUGAUGGAGAGUCCUACUAAUGAGGAAGAUGAGAGCAGUGAAGCAGAUCUAAACAAUCAGCAGAAACUUAAUGAAACUGAUAGUCAGGAUGAAGCAGGGAGCCAACAUGAGUCUGAUGAAGAACCAUAUGUCUGUAAAGAAUGUGGUACAAGCUUUAAACGGAAGUGUAAUCUCAAAAGGCACAUGAGAAUUCAUACAGGAGAGAAGCCUUUUUCCUGUAAAGAUUGUGGUAGAAGCUUUAAUCGGGCGUCUAUUCUCAAAAGUCACCUGAGAAUUCAUGCAGGAGAGAGGCCCUUUUCCUGUAAAGAAUGUGAAACAAGCUUUACACAGAAGGGUGCUCUCAAAAGGCACAUGAGAAUUCAUACAGGAGAGAAGCCUUUUUCCUGUAAAGAUUGUGGUAGAAGCUUUAAUCAUGAGACUAUUCUCAAAAGACACUUGAGGAUUCAUACAGGAGAAAAGCCUUUUUUCUGUAAAGAAUGUGGUAGAAACUUUCUUCAGAAGGGUGCUCUCAAACAGCACUUGAGAAUUCAUACAGGAGAGAAGCCUUUUCCCUGUAAAGAAUGUGGUAAAAGCUUUUCUCAGGUGUCUACUCUCAAAACACACCUGAGAAUUCACAGGAGAAAAGCAAAAGAAAAUAACACAACCUAAAAAACCACAUGAUCUCUAGCAAAGGGACAUUUUCUAGUUUCUAGUUCUAGUUAGGGUUAGGGCAACCAUACUAAUAUUUACAGUUUAAAGACUGCAAGGAUCAUAUGUUGUUGUUGUUAACUACUUACUGUAUGUGUUACCAUGUGAAUUUAAAAAAGUUCUAUACAAAAUUUUCAUAACUAGAUUGAACUCUUGUUCAAUCAAGUUGUUCUUAGCAAACAGAUCUUUGAUUUUCCAUCUUUUGGUGUAGGAUUUCCACCUCUUUCUGAGUAGCUAUAAUCUGGGCAUCAAAAGUAGAGGUGAGGUCUUUGUGAGCUGCCUUCAAAGGUUCAACCUCUUCCUUCAGGAUAGUCUUUGUUUUGGAUUCUGGAGCUUUGGAGUCCAUCUGCCAUCUGAGACAUUUUAUUUCUCUCUGAAUGUUGUUUAGAUGAUGUUAUCUGAUGUUGUUGUUUCUCCCUACAGCCUUAAGUUAUUUUGAAAACUUUUCUACAUUUUCUACGAAGGUCACCCUUAAUUCCUCAUAAUAUCUAUGGAGGUCCUUCUUGUGUCUGUGUUUGAUGUCUUUUGUCACCUGGUUUGCAAUUUCGGCCGCCCCUCAAAACUUCUGGAUCGACAUUUUUUUUGAAACCUCUCCAGUUCCAGUUUGAUUUCUUUUCCAUCAUUAAUCUAUUUCUCCGUCAAUUGUUUCUGUUUGGCCAGUUGUUGUUUGGCCUCUUCCAAUUCUCGAUUUUAUUGGGCAAUGAAAUACUCAUCAUGGAACCGAGAUUCCGCAUGUCUUUUAGAUCUAUGAUGUCAUGACAUGUAACCACAACAAAACUCUUUGUGACAUUAUAAAAAUACCCCCCCCCCCC
Messenger RNA from Oryzias latipes (Japanese medaka), 2537 nucleotides. RefSeq lists its product as uncharacterized. Gene Ontology annotation, molecular function: DNA-binding transcription factor activity, RNA polymerase II-specific; RNA polymerase II cis-regulatory region sequence-specific DNA binding. The record is from RefSeq and is a predicted model, not a curated record. Gene Ontology annotation, biological process: regulation of transcription by RNA polymerase II. NCBI's taxonomy places the organism in Eukaryota, Metazoa, Chordata, Actinopteri, Beloniformes, Adrianichthyidae.